Penicillium olsonii is the source of this 705-nucleotide messenger RNA. Lineage: Eukaryota; Fungi; Ascomycota; Eurotiomycetes; Eurotiales; Aspergillaceae. The record is from the annotation of a GenBank genome assembly.
AUGGCGCGAAGGCUAACACAAGCAUCCAGAUUUCCUCCCCCGCGCAUCUUUACCACCGCGUUGUUAGGCUCUCACGACAUCACUGCGUUGAUCCGGGACACUGAGGCCCAUGAAAGAGCGCUGUUCCAGGUUGAUCCUGCGGCCAAAGGCCAUGGGUCCCAGAAACGCGCGACCCGGCGCGGGACUAUGUUCCCCGCCGAGUCUGAGCCCGAGUCAAUGGCAAGCCGUAUAUAUUCGGCACGAAACAACCGCAACCAAUCUGCAGUAGCCAGGGUCCUGGGCCACGAUAUGAUGGAAGAGAUCAAGCGAUCCGCAGGCACCUCAGCUCGAGGACCUCGUGGGGAGGUAAACAUCGAAGUCCUUCUCCGGGGUGCUGAGAUUUUAUGCGACGUCUAUCCUGUCGCUGGAGCACAGGAAAAGAUAGCCAAUCUUCGCUAUCGGCAUGAGAUGAUAUCUGAUUCCAUAGCACGAUUGGAAUCCCGAGUUGCUACAAACAGCGCAGAGCUCGACCACAUGAGAAGCUCUUAUGGAGAUGAAGAAGACGAGUUCGAGCCAGCGCCUGAGACGCAGCCCGAUGUACCGGAGGUCACCGAUGAGGACAUUGAGCGUGAACUCGCAGAGAUCCGAGACCUUGAGCGGAGAAAGCGAGGCCUGCAAGACAGGGUUACUGGCAUGGAGCGUGAUCUUGGCGGAUUGGUUGGCUGA